GAGGCGGAGCUGCGGCGGCGCGAGCUGAGCGAGCGCUCCCUGGAGCAGUGGAAGCACCGCGCCGCGCGCCACGCCAAGCCGCUCACCGGCUGCAUCUUCCAGCGCGACCGUGAGCCUCCGCCCGCAACCGAAAGCUCCCAAGGCCGCUAUAGACUUCAUCAACCCGGAACCCUGGCAGUUCUGACUACUCGCGCCAGCAAGAAAGCCCCGACCAAAUUGCAGGCCUUCUCAUGCCUGCUGGCGGCCGCCCAUCGCGCCCUCGCGCAAGCCACGCCCGCACCCGCUGCCGUCGCCAACGACCCUGGAAGCCACCGACCGACUGCCGUACCUUUCUGCACGCGACUCUUUUGGGCAAAUGUCUUCGUAGUGAUAAUUAAAUCUCACCGUUGA
This is a messenger RNA of Gryllus bimaculatus (two-spotted cricket), 390 nucleotides long. Lineage: Eukaryota; Metazoa; Arthropoda; Insecta; Orthoptera; Gryllidae. The record is from the annotation of a GenBank genome assembly.